Messenger RNA from Prunus mume (Japanese apricot), 446 nucleotides. RefSeq lists its product as uncharacterized. The record is from RefSeq and is a predicted model, not a curated record. Lineage: Eukaryota; Viridiplantae; Streptophyta; Magnoliopsida; Rosales; Rosaceae.
CCAUCUCCCAAAUCCCAAGAUCUCAAACAGCGAACCCUUUUUUUGGGUCUGAAAUUCCAGAGAAAAAGAGAUUCGAAGCACUCGAAGGGAAGCAAAGAUGUGCUGCUGUCCAAGCAGAGUUUGCAUGCUGUGCACUUGUUUGAUACUGGUGGUGGUUUUGGUGGGGCUUUUGUUUGGGUUUGGAGUGUUCAAGAAUGGCUUCCACAAGCUCAAAGAUACUGUGAAUUUCUGUGAUCCGAAUGUUCAUGGAUCCUAUUGUGGGUCUACUGGAAGACCCUUCUUGGGUUACACUGCACCUGCACCUUUCUAAGGGGGUUUCUUUAAUUCUCUUGUUUUUCUAUGUAAUUUGUUUAUCUUUUUCUGUUCUUGGUUUUAUUUUGAAUUUUUAGUUUUUAGGUUUGGUUUUUUUAUUGCUGGUAAUCUGGGUUACUGGGUGUCUGCUGCUG